Molecule: messenger RNA, 2950 nt
Organism: Annulohypoxylon truncatum
Lineage: Eukaryota; Fungi; Ascomycota; Sordariomycetes; Xylariales; Hypoxylaceae
Product: glycoside hydrolase family 5 protein
Exons: 2
Coding region: 163-2445 (760 amino acids)
Biological process (GO): glucan catabolic process
Cellular component (GO): cell surface; extracellular region
Molecular function (GO): beta-glucosidase activity
Source: RefSeq, a predicted model, not a curated record
UUCAUUUCCCUUGACGCAAUCGAUAAUCAUUGCAGAUUCCUACCGCAAAGAGUCUAUCGGCCUGCAUAAGUUUACAGAUUCCAGAUUUCUUGGCUUUUUGUCAAUGUAUCUACACAUACAUUCCUAAAGCCUGGCUUUUCAUUGUUCACAUUACUCACAUCUAUGGCUCGCGAAGACUCGGAAACAGACAACCGUCGGCGUAGGGAUUCCCAGACACGCCAUAAACAUCACAAGAAAAAAAGAUCUAGAGAACAUGGCUCGGCAAGGCCUACGUCGGGCUCUGAAGGAACGUCGCAGGGUACGGCCCAAAGACUAUCUAUGAAUGCUCUCGCCCAGUUGAACGAAUAUAACACUCGAGGCAUUAAGCAAGAACCAUCUAGAGAGAAGGAACGCAAACCAAAGCGAGACAGAAGUAGGAAACCCGAAUACAAGGCCGUUGAUGCAGAAUACGAUCCCCCGAGGAGGAGCCGGCGUGCGAGUCAGUCGGAAGGAGAACGUAAUGCUCCCAGAAAAGAAAGGAGACGAAAAGAGGGAUACCGAGAUGGAGAUGGAGGGUAUGAGUCAAGGGGAUAUGAAUCAAGAGGUUACGAAUCUAAUGACAGGGAGGAGAGGCGACGAAGGCGACGACAACGGGUGGUCGAAACUGAGGACGAAGAAGACAUACCAAACGAAAAGGGAAAGAAACAUCGCAAGAAAGAUCGAAGAGUGGUUAGUGGCGCCAUUGUAGAGGAAGGUAGAGCGAUUCCAGCAAUACGAGGUGGUGCCACAAGCAAACAUAGUAGCUAUGAUAGCUACGACAGCAUUGCCAAAGAGAAGGCAAGCACGGGUUUCGAGUUCAAACAAUACUGGGGAAACAGAAAGAAGAAAAGAUGGAUCAUAGCGGGUGUCGCGCUUGUGGUGCUCAUCAUUAUCAUUGUGGUCGCCGUCGUCGUGAGCAAGAAGAACAGCUCCAACAACUCUGACGCAGAUAAAUCGAACUUAAGCGGCGUCUCGGAAGAUAGCAUCCCUGUGGCCGCCCGGGGAACAUAUCUAGAUCCUUUCACAUGGUAUGAUACAACGGACCUUAACGUAACGUACACGAACGAAACGGUUGGCGAUCUACCCAUAAUGGGGCUCUUCACGGAUUGGGACGACUCCAAGGCUGCUAACGAUAAAGUUCCGGCCAUCGAGAAGGGCUGGGGAGACUAUUCUAAGACCCCAGCACGUGGUGUCAACCUUGGUGGAUGGCUCUCAUUAGAGCCUUUCAUUACACCUUCGCUAUUUAAUUACGAUAGCAAGUUAGGAAUCAUCGAUGAAUGGACUCUAUGUAACCACUUAGGCGCUAAGACGGCAGCCUCCACCCUCGAGAAACAUUAUGCGACCUUCGUAACGGAGCAGACCUUUCAGGAGAUCCAAGCCGCAGGACUCGACCACGUCCGUAUACCAUACAGCUACUGGGCUGUGCAGACAUACGACGAUGACCCUUACGUCUUCCGCACCUCCUGGCGCUACCUCUUGCGUGGCAUUGAAUGGGCGCGCAAGUACGGGUUACGAGUGAACCUCGAUCUUCACGGCCUACCGGGUAGUCAGAACGGAUGGAAUCACAGUGGAAGGCAAGGCCUCGUCAACUGGCUCAACGGCACUAACGGUGACCUCAAUAGCCAGCGGUCGUUAGACGUCCACGAUCGCCUAACCAAAUUCUUCGCGCAAGACCGCUACAAGAAUAUCAUCACCUUCUACGGGCUCGCCAACGAACCGCGCAUGGUCUCCCUCUCCGCGGACGCCGUCAUCUCCUGGACGACGCAAGCGUACAACCUCGUGCGAAAGAACGGCAUGACCGCCAACAUCGUGUUCGGGGACGGCUUCAUGGGCCUAGCUAACUGGCAGGGCAAGCUGACGGGCAUGGACGGGCUCGUGCUGGACGUGCACCAGUACCUCAUCUUCAACAACGACCAGAUCAUCUACACGCACCAGAAGAAGGUGCAGUACGCCUGCGACGGCUGGACCCAGCAGACCGAGCAGAGCAUGAACACGGCGACCGGGUUCGGCCCAACCAUGUUCGCCGAGUGGUCGCAGGCCGACACGGACUGCACGCAGUACCUGACGAACGUCGGGUGGGGCAACCGGUGGACGGGCACGUACGACUCGGGCAACGCGUCGACGCAGGCGCUGACGCCGCUGUGCCCGACCAAGGACAGCUCGUGCACGUGCGACGGCGCCAACGCGGACCCGAGCCAGUACAGCGCCGCGUACAAGCAGUUCCUCAAGAUGUUCGCCGAGGCCCAGAUGGUCUCCUUCGAGAAGGGCUGGGGCUGGUGGUACUGGACCUGGGACACCGAGAGCGCGCCCCAGUGGAGCUACAAGAAGGGCCUCGCCGCCGGCAUCCUGCCCGCCACCGCCUACGAUAAGGAUUUCAACUGCGAUAGCGACGUGCCUGAUUUCUCGGGGCUUAGCGAGACGUACUGAAGGAGGGGGGUUAGGAGAGGGGUCGAGUUUUGCGGCGGCGGCGGUGGUGGUGGUGGUGGUGCGAUUGCUCUCUAGCAUUGGCGCUAGACCUUGCUUUUACCCAUGGGCUGGCUCGGCUCGUGAUUCGUCUCAUGCGCGACGCGGUUUUUGCUGACCGCAGACCGAGGGGAAAAGGAAACUAAGGAAACUAGUGUUUCUAAAAUUGCAUGAACCCGUGGGGGUUGGGGAGACGAUCAUUUUUCAUGCAUCCCUCGGAUAUUGCUAUACAUAUAUUCGAACGGCUACUUCCGAGAUCAACCGCGUAGCCGGGACGGUGACGCUUGUGUGUGCCUGUGUGGGUGUUUGUGUGUGUAAAGGUUGAGAGCGCCUAUGUUUUGCUAAGAACUUAGAUGCGACGGCGCUCCGAAUUUCGCAGGGGGCGCGGGAAAGGGGGUUUACCGGGACACGGAGAUAGAGCGGUAGCCGCUAUAUCCUACCCGCUUUCAUCUAAUGUCUGACUACCUAC